Gallus gallus (chicken) is the source of this 3499-nucleotide messenger RNA. It is a transcript of the gene KDM8, whose product is annotated as lysine demethylase 8. Gene Ontology annotation, molecular function: histone H3K36 demethylase activity. Lineage: Eukaryota; Metazoa; Chordata; Aves; Galliformes; Phasianidae. The coding region runs from base 7 to 1131 and encodes 374 amino acids. Gene Ontology annotation, cellular component: nucleus. The record is from RefSeq and is a predicted model, not a curated record. The transcript has 7 exons.
GAGGCCAUGGCGGGCGCUUCAGGGCUGUGGGCGGAGGCGCGAGCGCUGCUGCCCGGCUCCGAGGAGGAGCUGAGCCUGGCGCUGAGCGGAGAGGUGGAUGAGUGCGUCCCGCCGCUGCUGCUCCGCGCUCGCGCGCUGCUUUACGAGGCGGCUCCGCCGUGCGAGGCGGCGCUGCGGCGGUUGGGCGACGUCCUCCGCGACUACGCCUGGGAGAAGCUGAACGCGGGGCCGUGGCGGGACGUCAGCAAGGCCUGGCGGCAGGUCUACGCCUACGGUUGCCUCUUCGGCGCGCUGGCCGAAGUCGCCGCCCGCCGCCCGCUGGCGCCCGCCGCCCGGCUGUGCGACAUGGGGCUGCUGAUGGGCGCCUCCGUGCAGGACAACGUCCUCGCCCGUCUCGUCCGCCUCCUGCAGGCGCACCUGCCCCGUGCCGACCGGCGCGGCGCGGCCCCGAGCAGCGCCAAGAGGGCGCGGACUGAGUCCCCCCCGGCGCCGGUUGUACGGCCCGAGGAUACGGUGCCACACGAGCGCUGCCCCUCGCUGGAGCACUUCAGAGACCGCUACCUGAUUCCACAGAAGCCCGUCGUCUUGGAGGGGAUUAUUGACCACUGGCCCUGCAUGAAGAAGUGGAGCGUGGACUACGUGCGUCAAGUCGCUGGGUGCCGCACAGUGCCCGUGGAGUUGGGUUCCCGGUACACAGAUGAGGAAUGGUCUCAGAAGCUCAUGACUGUCAAUGACUUCAUCAACCAGUAUAUUGUGAAUGAGAACAGCGUGGGAUACCUUGCCCAGCACCAGCUUUUUGAUCAGAUCCCAGAAUUGAAAGAGGAUAUCAGUAUCCCUGACUACUGCUGCCUGGGGGAAGGGGAAGAAGAUGACAUCACCAUUAACGCGUGGUUUGGGCCAGCAGGCACUAUCUCACCUCUUCAUCAAGAUCCCCAGCAAAAUUUUUUAGCCCAGGUAUUUGGAAGAAAAUAUAUCCGUCUUUGUUCACCACAAGAUUCAGAAAAUCUGUACCCGCAUGAAAGCCAACUUCUUCACAACACCAGUCAGAUUAAGCUGAAAUUGUCCCUGGUUUUGACUGUGGAAAAAUUCCAUCUUUUCUUGAAUAUAUCUACCUAUGACCUCACCAUAUGACAUGAACUCUUCUGUCAAAAGAAGAGACAAAAAAUGAGCAAUGGUACGACCUGCAAGUUUGGACUGUAUCGAGGCCUUGAUCAGGGAUUCAGCUGACCGUUUUAGCAGAGACCUUGAAGUGCUGUGUGAUCAGCUACUAGAAAACCAUGUAAAAAGUUAUAGGUGAGCUGACUGAGGAAUAUUCGCAAGCCCUGUGGUUCUAAUAACAGGUUUCUUUCUCAGUUUUGCAACUGAAACCAUACAAAUAUGGAAUACAGUGGCUGAGGAAGGCUUUGUGUAAUAAUUCAUUUGCAUAAAUCAGCUUUCGGGACUGAACAAAAACAUUUGUCUUUUGUUCACAAACGUGCACUGAGACUCCCAACCCAAAAUACAGAGAACUGCAUACACAAACCCACCUCCUAGAAAACUGUCUGGGCAUAAUUCUCUAGAAAAACAGGAAGGUCAAUGCCAGUUUUAUUGUAGGGUUAUUAAAACUUUAGAAAAAAUAAAUACAGUACACUGUUAAAUGUUACUAAUGAAUACAGUGCAGUCUGGCUAUUCUGCCAGAGAAUGGGAAAAUAAAAAUCACUAAAAGCAAAUUUUACUAACUUCAGCUAAAGCUACAAAGACUGAAGCUCUCUUCUGCUUACUCUUCUUGAUGAUGACUGGGAAUCUAUCCGACUCCUAUCUACAGAGAAAGGAAAAAAGCAAAGUUAAUGCAAAAAAAAAAAAAAGAAAAGAAAAGAUUAUAUGGUAGGACUUGCAGAUUUUUACAAUUCUUUACAUGUUCCUGUGUUCCUGUUCUGAAUGUCCAAUUUCUCUGGUUAAAUUGAGAAAUUCUCAAACAAGUUUGCACUCUUCUUUGAAACUCAGUAUUUCCAAAAGUUUUAGUGUUCCUGCUCGUCUUCCAAAAUGUUAAUGCUGUUAUAAACAGUAUGCACAGGAUCUGCUAAUGACCACAAGACAACCUGUGCAGUUUCAGGGCUGAGUAUGGUUCACUUAGAAACACACAACUGAAGUCAGAAAUAUCUGAUAUUCAGCUACAAUUAUAAGUAAUUUCAGGCAGUGCCAUUGAAUAUCACAGUCCAUUCUUAAAUAUUACACCUUUUAAAAAGAUGUUACUUGGUACCUGGGAUCUCAUAAGGCCAGAAAUCAUUACACUGAGGACAUCGUGGUCUAGACUGAGUUUUGAAGUACUUUCCAACACAAGGUAAAUGCAUUCCAGUUCCACAGGUUUCGCAUGCUUGGCUCUGAAAUCAGAAGUGUUACUAGAAAAGCUUUCUAAUCUACCCUUCUGUCACAAAAGGCUUCAAAUAAACGAUAGUUUAUUCCCAACAGUAAUUCACAAGUUACAGUUGAAGGACACUCAGAAAUCAAGGCUGGCAAAGCAUAAUAGGAAUUAUUUUCCUGGAAGCCAGGAAAUGCCAUUUUCCUACGUGGACAUAAUUUAGCUUGAAAGACAAAUGCUGAGCAAUUUGGCUGCAGUAAAGGAGAGCAAUUACAAUGGAAAAAGUAACGUUAGGGAAGGAAGUUAGCUGAGAAGAUGGAAGAAAAGAUUCAAGGGCAAGAUGCAAGAGAAUGUAAUAGUUCUAGAACAGGAGUUCAGGUUGCAAUCUCUUAUGCAAGACUAAAUUGCAAACUUGCCAGGUAUCAACACACAGUGCCUUAGUAAGCUAUGUAUAAAUACACUUUCAUUCUUAAGUCCAUUGUGAUCAAUUCCUGAACCAAAAUUGCACAACCAAAGACAAAUAUGUGUCAUAUGGAAGAUUACAGUUAUCUACGUUAUAUUACAUUAUAAACGUGAGUAAUAUUACCAGAUUACAAGACUGGAAUUUUCACUGCCUGCCUAAUACUUGAGAGAAAGUGUCACAAACUUCCACUGUGACAGAAACCCAUUUGCAGAUACUGAGGUAAUCAGAUGCAUUACCUGGAUGGCAAGGCUGUGACAGAUAUUACACUUCUUUGCUAUAUCUGGAUAGGUGCUGAGAAUGUAUUGUUCCAUCUCCAUUAUGCAGCGAGUAUGCAGAGUAUAUUCCCCAUUUCUCUAUGGAAACAACAACUGAGAUUAGCAAUAUCCCUUAGUUCCUUUCUUCAUUUUGGACCUUUCUCACCGCCUGUUAGCAAGCACUUGACAUUCAAAGGGUUUUUUUUCUGCCAUCAUGAAAAAAACAUUCUUACACUGAUAAAACACAAAGCCAAAAUGCUUUCGAAGAGGCAGAGCUCAUUUACUAAGAGGACCAUAAGAAAAGUCACACUUUUAACAAAUACAGACCUUGAAAGGUACAGAUGAGCGAGUAUGUUCUCCUUAAGGGGUAUCGUAGGGGACCCUUCAUUUGCACAUCAGUGGAACUUCUGGUUUUCUGCAAAAUCUGAGCGGCUACUACUUGAG